AUGUCUAUAUUAAGUAUAGGCUUUUUAAAUUUAAUUGGAUUAAUAUUACAAAUGAUUUAUUUCUAUGAAAAUUUUAUACAUAUAUUUUGGUUAUUUAAUAAUAAUGGAUCUUAUAUGGGUAUAACAACACAACCAAAUAUUUUUUUAACUGGUGUCGAUGAAAGUCGACGAUGUUUUUUUGCUGAUUAUAUACGUUUAUUAGCUUAUACAGCAUUUAAAGAUACACAUUGUGAAAUACGUACAUUAACUGUUAAUUAUUCACCAUAUUUAUAUUAUUCAGAUUUUCAUUUUCUUUCAUUAUUAUGUAAUGAAAAUAUUCAUUUAUUUUCAGAUUCUAUACAUAUACAUUAUUGGACUGAACGUUAUGCACGUUUAUGUUGUAAACAUUUUCAUCGACCAUAUUGGGCUAUAAGACGUGGUAGUUUAGGACAUUUAGUACGUUGUGAAGAUUUAUCAAUGAAAUUUAAUUUUAGUAAAAUUAAAAUUCGUGUUGAAGUUAAUGAUUUUGGUUUUUGA
Molecule: messenger RNA, 516 nt
Organism: Schistosoma mattheei
Lineage: Eukaryota; Metazoa; Platyhelminthes; Trematoda; Strigeidida; Schistosomatidae
Source: the annotation of a GenBank genome assembly